Molecule: messenger RNA, 1781 nt
Organism: Rosa rugosa (rugosa rose)
Lineage: Eukaryota; Viridiplantae; Streptophyta; Magnoliopsida; Rosales; Rosaceae
Product: U-box domain-containing protein 2
Exons: 2
Coding region: 180-1322 (380 amino acids)
Cellular component (GO): cytoplasm; nucleus
Molecular function (GO): protein binding
Source: RefSeq, a predicted model, not a curated record
GUUAGACAAGUCUGUAGAGGACAAGUAGCUAUCUAACAAAAAGCUUUCAACUGUUGCUUAACGCCAACCCUACUCUUGCCCUCUCCUGUCCGUCACAAAUUGAAAUUAUUCCAUUUCUCUCUCGUCUCUCUUUCAGCCUCUUAAAUCCUCCCUCCCUCCUCCUGGGAUUUUCCUCUCCCAUGGAUUCCCACUCCUUAUCAUCAUCCGACGGUGGUCGGAGUACUUGUUGCGCCUCGCCGCCCUCCCCAUCCGUCCGUCGUGCGUUGGAACUAAUCCAAUCGGACGACCACGCUUUCAAGCUCCAGGGUGCCCAGGAAAUUCGACGCCUCACCAAAACCUCUCAGAGGUGUCGGCGCCAACUCUCCGACUCUGUGGGCCCACUCGUCUCCAUGCUCCGAGUUCACGACUCCCCCGACUUUCAUGAGUCCGCCCUCCUCGCCCUCCUCAACCUCGCCGUCAAGGAUGACACGAACAAAAUAAAGAUUGUGGAAGCUGGUGCUUUAGAACCGAUAAUUACUUUCCUUCAGUCAGAAAAUUCCAAUCUGCAGGAGUAUGCAACUGCAUCUCUACUCACCUUAUCAGCUUCUGCCUCUAACAAGCCAGUCAUAAGUGCCUGCGGUGCCAUUCCUCUUCUUGUUGAAAUCCUUAGAGAUGGAAGCCCACAAGCCAAAGUUGAUUCUGUUAUGGCUCUUUCCAAUCUCUCAACCCAUGCAAUUAACCUUAGCAUCAUUCUUGAAGCGAAACCAGUCCCUUGUAUAGUUACUCUGUUAAAAACCUGCAAAAAAUCUUCAAAGACAGCUGAAAAAUGCUGUGCUCUAAUAGAAUCUUUAAUGGGCUUUGAUGAGGGUAGAACUGCCUUGACAUCCGAAGAAGGUGGAGUGCUUGCAGUUAUUGAGGUGCUUGAAAGUGGAUCACUUCAAAGUCGAGAGCAUGCUGUUGGUGCUCUACUAACAAUGUGUCAAAGUGACAGAUGCAAAUAUAGAGAAGCACUUCUUAAAGAAGGGGUAAUCCCUGGACUUCUUGAGCUCACUGUUCAAGGAACAGCCAAGUCUCAGUCAAAAGCACAGACACUUUUGCGAUUACUGAGGGAGUCCCCAUACCCACGAUCUGAGCUUGAACCGGACACACUCGAGAAUAUUGUGUCCAACAUUAUCUCUCAGAUUGAUGGUGAGGAUCAGUCAGGCAAAGCAAAGAAGAUGCUAGCUGAGAUGGUUCAAGUUAGCAUGGAACAGAGCUUGAGACAUUUACAGCAAAGGGCUCUGGUAUGCACACCAACUGAUCUCCCUAUCAAUAGUUGUACCUCUGAGGUUCCUUUAAAAUGACUAUUUUGGUUGAUCAGUUUAUAUUUGUUAGAUGUGGUACUGUAAAACACAGUGCACCAGAGAAACAAAAAAACAAAAAAAAAAAGAAGGAAAAAAAGCAAGAAAGAAUGAUGUGGUAAAGAUGAUGCCAGUCCAGGCCAUUGUUGUGAUGUCGGGUGAUUGGUAAGUUCAAUAAACUGGAACCAUGUAUGAAGUUGAUAAGCCGUUCUUAGUUGAUCUGUAAAGAAAAUGUUUUAUUUAAUAAUGUAAUUUCUUAGGGGAGCGCUGUGGGAUACAAUAGUGUAACAGGAAAAAAAAUUAUAUAGUUGAAAUGAAGCCAGUCCAGGCUGUUGUGUUAUGUCGGGCGACUGGUAGCUGUCAAUAAACUGGAGAAUGUAUGAGGAGGAAUUUUAUUAGUUGGUUUGUAAAGAAACUGUUGUACUAAAUAUUACAAUAUAAUGAAAGUUUUUUUUAUCUCUA